Molecule: messenger RNA, 1200 nt
Organism: Schizosaccharomyces cryophilus OY26
Lineage: Eukaryota; Fungi; Ascomycota; Schizosaccharomycetes; Schizosaccharomycetales; Schizosaccharomycetaceae
Product: CAMK/CAMKL/KIN1 protein kinase Ppk25
Exons: 1
Coding region: 1-1200 (399 amino acids)
Biological process (GO): intracellular signal transduction; microtubule cytoskeleton organization; protein phosphorylation
Cellular component (GO): cytoplasm
Molecular function (GO): tau-protein kinase activity; ATP binding; protein serine/threonine kinase activity
Source: RefSeq, a predicted model, not a curated record
AUGAAAUUGUCUCCUUUGGUAGAAAACUAUUCCUCCGAGUCCUUUGCGGUUCCUCGAAAGCCUACUAUUUCAAAAAUAGACACCUUGUCACGGCACCAGAAAUCGACUUCUGGUUAUGUAGGCACCGCUGGUCCUGGUCGGCAUAUUGGAAACUGGAUCAUCAGACGUACCAUUGGCUCUGGAAGUAUGGGGAAAGUGAAACUUGCCAUCCAUACGACCACUGGCGAAAAAGCUGCUAUGAAGAUGAUUCCUAUCACUCCUGCCAAUACGAAGCAAACUGUGCGCAUCCAACGUGAAGCAUUGCUGGGCCGCGUUUUGCGACAUCCAAAUAUCUGCCCUGUCAUCGAAACCAUCAGGACACCAACCUGCACCUACAUCUUAUUUGAGUAUGUUGGUGGUGGCCAGCUUUUGGAAUACAUCUUGGCUAAUGGUCGUUUGGACGAAGGUACUGCUCGUUUAUUUAUGAUCCAACUUUUGGAUGCUUUGCGAUAUCUCCACCAAAACUUCAUUGUUCAUCGAGAUUUGAAAAUUGAAAAUAUUUUGCUUACCGAAGAUUUGCGUCAAGUAAAGCUUAUUGAUUUCGGUUUAAGCAAUUUUUACAGCCAAAGUGACUUGUUACAAACAUAUUGUGGAAGUUUGUACUUCGCUGCACCAGAACUUUUAGAUGCCAUUCCAUACAAUGGUCCUGAAGUCGAUGUCUGGAGUUUAGGCGUCGUUUUGUACGUUAUGGUUUGCGGUCGUGUCCCGUUUGAUGAUAUUUCCGUCUCCAUGCUUCACUCCAAAAUUAAAUCUGGUAAGAUAGAAUUUCCCUCUUACCUUUCCAGCGAUUGUCGUGCUUUAAUUAGCGCUAUGUUAAAUGUAGAUCCCAAAAAACGGAUUCCAUUAGAACAGACUUGCCGAUUCCCGUGGUUUAAACAAUACUCCUUUUCUAAUUAUAUGUCUCCUCUAAUGUCUUCAAGUUUCCCAGGAAUAUCUUCAAUCCGUUCCUCCAUGCUCAAACCACCCUUCAACACAAAGGUCUUGCAAUUGCUCCAUGAUCACGGACUUUCCAGUGUUCCUGAACUUAAGCAUGAGCUUUCCAUGGCGUACACAGAAAGAAAGACCACUCCUUUGGUCUGCUUAUACCUUUUAGGUAUAGAAAGCUUGGCUCCUGCUUUACGAAUACCCAAAGCGCUUCCUCCUGUUCAUAGCAGGUAUUAA